AUGAACAGUGUCGAGAUUUCAACGCAAAAAAUUGAGAUGGAUAAGGUCGAAUCAGAGCGCAAUAUUAAUCUGGAGCGACUGCUAGCACUCGAAAAUUGGAUAGCAACUGGGCAAGAGCUGCCAAAAUAUCACUCUCUGCGAGUAUUUGGGGGAAAUCGUGUGGUGAGCUGGAUGAUGAAAGAAGAUCGAAAGAAAUCGAAAAUCCCCGUCUUAUAA
This is a messenger RNA of Plasmopara halstedii, 216 nucleotides long. RefSeq lists its product as uncharacterized. NCBI's taxonomy places the organism in Eukaryota, Oomycota, Peronosporomycetes, Peronosporales, Peronosporaceae. Bases 1 to 216 code for a protein of 71 amino acids. The record is from RefSeq and is a predicted model, not a curated record. The transcript is spliced from 2 exons.